AUGACUUUGAUACAAGGUGAUGUUAAGAAUCUUCCAUUUUUCUACUCUUUAUCGUGCCGUAAAAUCAACACAAGGAGAAACGCAGGAAGAAGAGUCGAAGAAGCAGCUGCUGAAGGCAACCAAGCUCCUCCUCAAGCCCCAACUGCUGGAGUGCAAGUGCCUGUCAACCCAGUUGUGUUGACGGAUGGACAAGUAAGAGGAGCACUAGUUCAGAUGGCCCAAGCAAUCACCACUCAGGCACAAACUAUCACAGCUCAGGCCACUAGAGAGGGUGCUCCUAGGGAGAACCUACAUGCUAGUACCAUGGCUAGCAGACUGAGGGCCUUUACUAGAAUGAAUCCUCAAGUUUACUAUGGGUCCAAGACUAAUGAGGAUCCCCAAGAGUUUGUGGAUGAGGUUCAUAAUAUUCUCUGUGUUAUGGGUGUUAAUGAAGAGGAAAAGUCUGAGUUUUCUACUUACCAACUCAAAGAUGUAGCUCAGGUGUGGCAUAGGAUGUGGCGAGAUGACCGACCACCAGGAGAAGUUCCCAUUACUUGGGACGUUCUUAAGACUUCAUUCCUAGAGAGUUUCUUUCCCAGAGAACAGAGAGAGUCUAAGGUUGAGGAAUUCAUCAACUUACGACAGAGAGGUAUGUCAGUUAGGGAAUACUCUUUGAAGUUUGUUAAGAUUUCCAAAUAUGCUUCUUCUCUGGUGUCCAAUAGUAGGGAUGAGAUGAGCAGGAUUGUGACUGAUGUGUCGGAGGAUUUGGAGGAGGAAUGUCGGGUUGAGGAGAGUCGUCGGAGAAAGAGAAACCAAAAGAGCAAGAAUAGGUCCUCGGAUCAGUCUGGUUCGAGCAAUGGUAAUAAUUCAUUUGGAGUUCGGGAUAGGCACAAGUUCAAGAAGGGGAAUAAGCAAUAUGUAAUCCUACUCCUUCUAAGAACACUAAUGCCAAAGAGGUCAAUGAAAGAAAUGCCCAGUGUGCUAGAAAGUCGUGUGAUAAGUGUGGCCGUUUGCAUGGAGAGUGGGCAUAUGGUCAGGGAAUGCCAACAGAUUAGGAAUCAGGCUAGGACAGAUGAUUUGCCUCGGCCUAAUCCUACUGCUGCAUCAGAACCUCUCAAGAGGAACAAAUUCUAUGCUUUAAAAGGUAGAGAAGAGCAAGAGAAGUCAGUUGAUGUGGUCACUGGUACAUUGCAUGUCUUCUCUUUUCCUGUGUAUGUAUUGUUAGAUACAUGA
Messenger RNA from Solanum lycopersicum (tomato), 1212 nucleotides. RefSeq lists its product as uncharacterized. The record is from RefSeq and is a predicted model, not a curated record. NCBI's taxonomy places the organism in Eukaryota, Viridiplantae, Streptophyta, Magnoliopsida, Solanales, Solanaceae.